Messenger RNA from Bolinopsis microptera, 375 nucleotides. RefSeq lists its product as uncharacterized. Lineage: Eukaryota; Metazoa; Ctenophora; Tentaculata; Lobata; Bolinopsidae. The record is from RefSeq and is a predicted model, not a curated record. The transcript has 3 exons. The coding region runs from base 25 to 375 and encodes 116 amino acids.
AUUUGUAAUCCCCAAUCUACUGACAUGCCUUCUACUGACCCUACCGAGCUUAUCGGAAACAUCAUCAAGAAUAUGGACAUGUGGACCAUGAGGUCGGCUCACCUGAAAGUAAGGCUGAUAAGAGUAAGGAGUAAGGAGAAUAACGAGGGGGAGGAGGAGGAGGCGGCCACCCUCAAACUCAUCACUGACGCUGUCGUCUGUACUCUGGGACAUCUCCUCACCGAGAUAGCACGCGGAGGGUGUAAGAACGCAACUCUCUGGCUGCUCCCCACAUUCAUCAACAAGCUUCACGACCAGGUCAAGGAGCACCUCAUCAAGUGGCUAGGUAAGUUCGUUAAAACGGGGCGUGGUCCGGACUUUAAUCCGGGACUCUAA